Messenger RNA from Ictalurus furcatus (blue catfish), 955 nucleotides. Its product is annotated as cornifelin homolog A-like. Bases 404 to 736 code for a protein of 110 amino acids. The record is from RefSeq and is a predicted model, not a curated record. The transcript has 4 exons. Lineage: Eukaryota; Metazoa; Chordata; Actinopteri; Siluriformes; Ictaluridae.
AACAGCCAUUCUCCAAGGCCACUAAUUGGAGUCACAAGAAGCUACAGCUGUGAACAGUAGGCGGUGACCUCAGCAGUGUCAUAGGGAUUUUCAGCAAUACUUUUUUAAUGUCUGUUGACUUGCGACUCUUAAAUAUAAUGAGCAAAACUGAACACAAGUUGCUUGUAAUAAUAUAUUUUUCCCAGAGAGGUCUCUAUAUCCACAAUCUUCUUCACUGCUGAUACAAAUGGUAAAGUAUUGGGGCUGUGCUUAAUUUACACUCCUAAACAAUCCCUAACCCUUUUUUUCCCACAAGAGAAUAUAAUCCAGUGACUGAAAACUGCCUUGAUUCUGAGCCAGUAGAGGAUCUGCACAGGGCAAAUCCUACACUGAACAGUGAUAAGGUAAAGUAAGAUAAAAUGUCAUGGAAGUCCAACAGCAGAUUACCAAAGUGAUGACAACCUACAGUUCAAGCACCUGGAGCACAGGCCUAUUUGACUGCUCAUCUGACAUGAAUACCUGUUGCUGUGGUCUGUGGUGUUUGCCGUGUUUGCAGUGUCAGACUGCUUCUGAUUUUGGUUGGUGUUUCUGCAUGCCCCUGCUGGACUGCUGUCUGGCCGUCUCUUGCUGCCUUCGCAGCAAAAUGAGGGAGCGCUAUAACAUUGAAGGCUCUGGCAUUAAAGACUUCUUCACUGUGCUUUGCUGUUACCCCUGUGCCUGGUGCCAGAUGUCACGCGAGUUAAAGAAACAUGGCUAGCAGUUUUUUGUGGAAAUUGCCCUUUAGCUUUUUUAAGUUUCAAAAUGUCAAAUGUUCAAAACUUUAGAUUAAAAAGGGCUUUUUUUAAAAAGUGUAUCAGCAUAUAGCAUUUUUUUCCCUCUUUGAUUGUUGUCCUACAUUUUCUUUCUCUCUCAUACAUUUUAUAUAUAACUUGAAUUUCUAUGAAAGGAGAUCAAUAAAGGUCCUAGCUAUGGUGAA